UAAUGCCAAUUAAAUGUUCCAGUCUCUGUAAUAGGAUGUGCUGGUCAAUGGUGUCAAAAUUAUCAGAGUAUCAAGUAUUGCUUGUGUAGCCAAAGCCUGAUAAAGCUUAUUCCUCUGUGCUAUAGACCCCCAUUGUUGUCAUGUUUUUGCCAACAUGUCAUGUCAUGUUGUCAAAUGCAAUAAAAACUAUACAAACAUAGAUGCUCCAUAGACUUCCACUAGAAAGCUUUCUCAGAAUCCUGUGAGUAGAUUGCAUAAAUGAAAUAAAUUCAUUGGAUCGAAAAUGUUUUUUUUAUCUGAUGCUUACACACAGUAGACUCAAGGGAUCAGAUCCUGACAUGCACACAAAGGACUGCCAUAAAGUUAACGCCUCUCAUCAUCAGACAGAGAGAGUGAAGAGCUCACCUCCGUGCUGAUGUGCAGUACUGUUCUCUACAUUAAGUAUUGUGCUUUGGACAGCAUAAACUCAACAAAAAAAAAUAAAUGGAGUUUUUCAACUCAGCUUUUGGGAAAAACAUCACUUUUGUGCGACCUGCAUAUUUCAUAAUAAGUGGAUUUACCGGCAUACCUAAUAUAAAAUAUUAUUAUAUCUUUCUCUUUUUUGUUUAUAUCAUUGCAGUGCUGGGAAACACAAUUGUGAUGGCUGUAAUAAUCUUGGAUCAUAAUCUGAGAACUCCAAAAUAUGCUGCAGUUUUUAACCUGGCGUUUGUGGACUUGUUUGGUAGCUCGGCUUUGGUGCCGAAGGUUCUUGACAUCUUUCUGUUUAACCACCACUACGUUCCUUACUACAGCUGCUUGGUAAUGCUUUUUUUCUGCUACACCUGCCUUUCAAUGCAGUCUCUUAAUCUGGUUAUACUUUGCUAUGACAGACUGGUGGCUAUCACUUACCCACUACACUACCAAACAAAGAUAACCAAGAGGUUCAUGUUAAAUUUAAUUGCCUCUGUUUGGGUCUUUGUCAUUAUUGCUGUACUUAUUGCAGUUGGCCUUCUUACAAGACUUUCCUAUUGUAGGUCUGUGGUUGUUAAAAGCUAUUUCUGUGACCAUGGCCAGAUAUACAAACUUGCCUGCAAUGAUGUAACUCCAAACGUUGCCAUUGCCGGUUUGUUUCCAUUUCUUCUUCUUUGGCUUCCACUGACAUUUAUCUUGGUAAGUUAUUCAUUUAUUGGCCAUGCACUGUCUAAAGUAGCCACAAACAAUGAAAGAGUGAAAGCCUUUAAAACCUGCACAGCUCAUCUUUCAUUAGUGGCAAUCUAUUUUCUGCCAAUACUAAUCACAUUUACUAUGAGUUCAAAAAUUAAUACAAAUGCCAGGAUCAUAAACCUGUCAUUGUCCUCUGUCUUUCCUCCCAUGUUGAAUCCAGUCGUUUAUGUUCUGCAAACACAACAAAUCAAAGAAUCUGUAAAAAAAAUAUUGAAAAUCAGAAGGCAAUCCAAAAUUACUGUGUAGAAAGUAAUCAUACUAUGACCAUUUGUGUAUAUUUUUGGUCUUGUGUUUAGGGCAUUAUGUACGUUAAAGUAAAAUACUAAAGACUAUUGUAAAUACAAGAUACUCCACAAACAAACAUCCCACAAAUGUGUUCAGAAAGAAUUCAUUAUGUCUCUGCAUAUGUUGUCUUAAUGAAGUCCACUGUAUAUCUGAAAAUUGCUUUUCUUUUCAUAAUCAUCGUUUAGUACAAAAUCUGAAACAUACAAAGAAGCUGAUGUUUGUAUUUCCUAAAUUAAUGAUUAGACAGGAAGGAUUUAUUGUGAUGAAAUGUUUAAUGUUUUUCUGUACCAUGGUUGAGUGUACUCGCUACAUCUUAAAAUAAUUUUGAAUGAAUUUAAUGUCUUAUAGUUGCAUUUUGGAAAGAACAGAAAGAGAGCCUCCUUGUUUUCUUGUGUGCUUCUCUUGUCUGUAUUAAUAUACUGUUUUUGCAAACUCAACACUGCUUCACAUCAAAUCCCUCCUGUCAUUCAGAGACAUACUGACAUUUCUUCGCUGGAAGAAUUUAACUGUGAAGUUACUAGAACUGUGAGUUGAUCUGCUCUGUUUUUAUCCCCAUGUUUGAUUUUUUUUUAGAUUUUGUAAGAUAAAAAAAGCUAAAUUGCCGAAAUGUUUUGAUGUGUUUAUUAGGUUGAGUGGUUGAUGAGUGAGGUUGAUAUCUACAUUGUUGGGGUCAGAUUUAGGGUACUUAGGAGGUGCCAAGCUGUUGUGGCUGUGUAUGGUUCAUUCCACAUGCUACGGAGGCUCCUGUUU
Messenger RNA from Thunnus maccoyii (southern bluefin tuna), 2238 nucleotides. RefSeq names its product olfactory receptor 1-like. The transcript has a single exon. Bases 484 to 1449 code for a protein of 321 amino acids. The record is from RefSeq and is a predicted model, not a curated record. Lineage: Eukaryota; Metazoa; Chordata; Actinopteri; Scombriformes; Scombridae. Gene Ontology annotation, molecular function: olfactory receptor activity; G protein-coupled receptor activity. Gene Ontology annotation, cellular component: membrane. Gene Ontology annotation, biological process: G protein-coupled receptor signaling pathway.